Molecule: messenger RNA, 975 nt
Organism: Choloepus didactylus (southern two-toed sloth)
Lineage: Eukaryota; Metazoa; Chordata; Mammalia; Pilosa; Megalonychidae
Product: olfactory receptor 1L3-like
Exons: 1
Coding region: 1-975 (324 amino acids)
Biological process (GO): G protein-coupled receptor signaling pathway
Cellular component (GO): membrane
Molecular function (GO): G protein-coupled receptor activity; olfactory receptor activity
Source: RefSeq, a predicted model, not a curated record
AUGGGAAUAUCCAAUAUAACAAGACCCUCUGAAUUCAUCCUCUCAGGACUCUCCUCUCACCCUGAGGACCAGAAGCCACUCUUUGCCCUCUUUCUUAUCAUAUACCUGGUCACCUUGAUGGGAAAUUUGCUCAUCAUCUUGGCCGUAUUCUCUGAUCUUCAGCUCCAAAACCCCAUGUAUUUCUUCCUAAGCAUCUUAUCUUCUGCUGAUAUUUGCUAUACAACAGUCAUAGUCCCCAAGAUGCUGGUGAACUCCUUAUCAGAGACAAAGACCAUUUCCUAUGCUGAAUGUCUGGCACACAUGUAUUUCUUCCUGGUCUUUCGAAACACAGACAGUUAUCUCCUGGCAGCUAUGGCCCUUGACUGCUAUGUAGCCAUUUGUAACCCCUUCCACUAUGUCACUAUUAUGAACCACAGACAUUGUGUGUUACUAGUGGCCUUCUCUAUCGCUUUCUCCUUUCUCCACUCCCUCCUACAUGUCCUCCUGGUUAAUCGGCUGACCUUUUGUGCUUCAAAUAUUAUCCAUCAUUUUUUUUGUGAUCUUAACCCAGUUCUGAAUCUAUCCUGCUCUUCAACCUCUGCCAAUGAAGUUGUGGCCAUGACAGAAGGAGUGGCCUUUGUGAUGGCCCCAUUUAUCUGUAUCAUCUCUUAUGUGCGAAUCUUCAUUGCCGUGAUCACCAUCCCCUCAGCUGCUGGAAAACGCAAAGCCUUCUCCACCUGCAGCUCUCAUCUCACUGUGGUAACCCUGUUUUAUGGGAGUAUUAGCUAUGUCUAUUUACAGCCUCUGGCCAGUGAUACCAUCAAGAGCAGGAUAGCAACAAUCAUCUACACUGUAGUGACACCAAUGUUGAACCCAUUUAUCUACAGUCUAAGGAACAAAGACAUGAAACAGGGCUUAGAGAAACUUAUAAGCAGGAUUAAGUCUCAAAUGGAUGGGCUUUCUUCUACAGAAUCUAACAAUAUCUGUGAGUUCUGA